AUGGUUCUCACUGGAGUCAAUUCGAAGGCCAUCCGGAAGGGCGACACGGAACCGCCGCUCUCUUCCGGAACUUUCCGCGUCUACAACAUGCGAUUCUGUCCGUGGGCCGAACGAGCGAUGCUCUACGUGGCAGCCAAGGGCAUCGAGUGAGCCAUUGCAGUUGGGAAACGGGCAAUCGACCGGAGGUAUUUCAGCGCGGAAGUAGUGAAUUUGAAUGUGACGGACAAGCCGGAGUGGUACUGGAACAAACAUUAUUUGGGCAAAGCGCCCGCGGUGGAGCACGACGGAAAAGUGGUGAUCGAGUCGGGAUUCAUUCCCGAAUACCUCGACGACGCGUUCCCGGAAGCUCGCAUUCUGCCGACGGAUCCGUACGAGAAGGCGCAGCAGAAACUGCUCGCGGAUCGGUUGACGGCCGUGGGUUCCCUUCUUCAGCCGGGCGGACGCAGUUUCAAUCGUUCCAAGUUCAGGUUGCUCAUGCCGUUCCCCUUUUGUUCGCCGUGAUGCGGGACCGUACUCUGAAGGACGAGAAGCAGGUGAAGGUGUUCGAAGUGCUCAAACAGGCCGAGGACUUGCUCUCCGAUAAGUUCUUCGCAGGUUCGUGUCGAGAGAAUCGGAAUCGCAGUUUAAUAUUUCGUUUCAGGUGCAAAACCGGGUUAUCCGGAUUACCUCUCGUUUCCCUUCUUCGAGAAGAUCUGGUGGGCGACCGAACUGCAAGUCGUCGAUCUUCCGCAGACGUCGUUCCCGGGAAAGGAGAACUAUCCAAAGCUAACUCGUUGGUUCGAUGCCAUGAUCCAUUCGGAUGUCGUCACGUCGGUCACUCAGUCACUGGAGCACGGCUCGGCAUUCAUGAAUUCGUACGCAACACAUCAGUCACUCGACUACGACUUGGGAUUGGACGAUUAA
Messenger RNA from Caenorhabditis sp. 36 PRJEB53466, 903 nucleotides. The record is from the annotation of a GenBank genome assembly. NCBI's taxonomy places the organism in Eukaryota, Metazoa, Nematoda, Chromadorea, Rhabditida, Rhabditidae.